This is a messenger RNA of Drosophila willistoni, 1129 nucleotides long. RefSeq names its product alpha-tocopherol transfer protein-like. Gene Ontology annotation, molecular function: phosphatidylinositol bisphosphate binding. Bases 127 to 1056 code for a protein of 309 amino acids. The record is from RefSeq and is a predicted model, not a curated record. Gene Ontology annotation, cellular component: membrane. Lineage: Eukaryota; Metazoa; Arthropoda; Insecta; Diptera; Drosophilidae. The transcript is spliced from 3 exons.
GCGCAGUUUGUUGCGGGGAAUUUCUCUGUUUCUCUGCGAUUAGUUGAGGCAGGAGAAGGUUUAUUUUAUUCUAUUUCAGUAGCCAUACAGCUGCCGCGUUGUGAGGAUUGUUGAAAGAUCAUUGUCAUGACCGAGGAAUUGCGUCCACUUAGCGCCGAAUUGAGGCAAAUUGCUGAAACGGAACUAAAUGAGGUAGUGGAACGUUUACCAGCCGAUUUGGAUGCUCUACGUGAUUGGUUGUCCAAGCAGCCACAUCUCAAGGCCCGUCAAGAUUCGCAAUUUCUUGUGGCCUUCUUGCGUGGCUGUAAAUUUAGUUUGGAGAAGACCAAAUCGAAAUUGGAUCAUUUUUAUACCAUUAAAACCUUGAUACCGGAACUCUUUGCUAAUCGUGGAAUGGACGAUAAGAAUAUUUCCCUAUGUCGCACGGGAACUUAUGUACGUCUACCCAAGCCCUUGGGUCCGGGCGGACCACGUAUACAAUUAACAAAUUAUUCAAAAUUUGAUCCCAAAGUAUAUAAAAUAAUGGAUCUCUUUCGUUAUCAGACAAUGGUAAUGGAACAACGUAUUCUGCAUGAUGAUAAUUGCAAUGUAAGUGGCUAUAUAGAGCUCAUUGAUAUGUCUGCCAUGAGUUUGAGUUUUUUGGCCCAAAUGGAUUUUACGCUACUCAAGAAAAUGGGUGUUUUUUCUGAGAAGGCACAACCCACACGCAUUAAGGGUGUUCAUUUGAUCAACUGCCCCAAAGAGGCGGUGGCUGUCUUGAAUUUGGCUAAAGGUCUAAUGCCAAGUAAACUGCAGAAAAGGUUUCAUGUUUAUAAGAAUGUAGAAGAUCUAUAUAAAGUCAUACCACGGGAAUAUCUGCCCGAAGAAUAUGGUGGAACAAAUGGACGUAUAGAGGAUAUCACUGCCGAUAUAGAAAAGGAAAUGUUAGCCUUUAAUGAUUACUUUAAGCAGGAUGAACAGUAUGGAGUUAAUGAGAAAUUACGUCCAGGAAAACGUAUAAAUUCAGAUACUUUAUUUGGCAUUGAGGGAUCUUUUCGCAAACUGGAUAUCGAUUAAGUGUCAAGCGAUCUUCAAUUAAAAGCCAUAUUUUUUUUUUUUGCGAAAAAAUACAAAAACAAAACCACUUAAA